This is a messenger RNA of Aspergillus uvarum CBS 121591, 2960 nucleotides long. Its product is annotated as SAM and PH domain-containing protein. The transcript has 2 exons. The record is from RefSeq and is a predicted model, not a curated record. Gene Ontology annotation, molecular function: protein binding. Lineage: Eukaryota; Fungi; Ascomycota; Eurotiomycetes; Eurotiales; Aspergillaceae. Bases 217 to 2565 code for a protein of 782 amino acids.
UAUAAUCCUAAAUUUGCCCUCUGGGGAAGCCUGUCCCCCUCCCUGCAUUUACAUCUAGCCGCAUUCCCCUUCGUCUAGACUUCCCUCGUCGCACUCCCCACUCUCAACUCUCCCCGUGGCCUUUCAAUUCUAUCCACAACGCUCUCGACCCCGUCUGAAACGUCUCCUCCUUGGCUGGUCCAAGGGAUUCAUAUCAUGAUGCACUACUUUCCCACGAUGAUUCACGACCCGCCGGUGUCGGAUACCGACAUGACCGAGAUUUAUGAUACGGACUUCGACUCAGAUUCGUAUGACUAUUCAGAAAGCUCAGGCCACAUGAGUGUGGGUUCGCUUGGAACGGAAAGUGUAACAACAGCAUCCACUCCAGAUGACAUCAAAACCCCAGACUCAACCGGUCUUACCGGGUUUCAUUUCCAGAUCGAUGAGAAUCCAGUCAAAGGUCCUAUGGGCCCUCACCUUUUCCGAGUCUCAUCGGACUACACACAGACAUCAUAUGGCCUCGAACUAGCUACGGAAGAGGUUCCCAUCAGUGCCUCGACUCCACUCUAUUAUUCGGCUUCAAAGCUAGAACCUUUAAGAAGAGACACACCUGUACCCAAUUGCGAUUCGACACAAGCUCCGACACAAGCUUCGACAGUGCCUCAAACCGAGUCACGACGGCCGAGUCUUGAUGCGCUCAGCGUACUGGAGUGGUCUCCUCGAGAUGUUGUCUCGUGGUUGCAAAGCCUGGAGUUUGAUGAGUCUGUCAUUGAGAAAUUUUUCAUCAACGAUAUCACUGGGUCCAUUUUACUGGAACUUCAAGCUGAAGAUCUAAAAGAGCUUGACAUCCAAUCCUUUGGCAAGCGACACCGCUUGAUGAGCUGCAUUCGAAAACUUCGGAGCACUCCUUCGCCUAACACUUGUGGCUCCCAGAGUGAGUUGGAUCCUACUUCCCGUGAAGCCACAUCUACGCCAAACACAACUGCCGCCGAUGUUGGCGUUGACUGCACUACACCCAAUUCGGAGCACGACAAAACCCACUCCAAGUCUUCUCAGCACCGCCGCCGUCGGCGCAACAAGAGCCGCAGCGGUAAUGAUGUUGUGCCUGAAGACUCUGUAUCGAUCGUGGCGAUCGAACAAUUGUUGCCUAGGCUUCACACCUGUUCCAAGGGGGAGAACUGUCGCAAAUUCCAGAAGCAACAAGUCAAGUUGACAAGAAUGGCAAAGGACAUCCCAAUCGAAUGUCUAGGUGGCUCGGUUCUCAUUACCGGAGAUCCAGGAAACCCAGCUACUGCUCAGAACCUGGCCAAGACACCCAAGUCAGAUAUCACACCUUCCUUGGUUGCCUCAUCAGAUGCUUUGGGACACAAUCAAACGUCUGGGUUGGAACUCUCGCCUGCCAAACUGGAUGGUGUGCAGCCUCGGGAUCCGCAGGAAAACGUUCGCAACUUCCUGAACUUCCAACGCCUGAGCAAGCUUCAGCCGGCAACUGAUCCUGCAACCCCUCCAAUUGAGCAUCUGUCACCUUGUGCCAGCUCUCCUGGAUCCACUAGAGGGAAUGCGACACUCUCCGAGAACCUUCGCCAUCUUCCAAAGCUUCGAAUUCCAAGCACCCACACUGAAGUCAGCUCUGUACUCUCCCCGAACUAUUCCGCCCAGCGUACCAUCACCCCCUCUGUGCUGCGGAAGCAUCACCCAUUUUCCCAGCAGAGUGCCAUGAAAUCUCCUAAAGUCAAUGGAGUAGCUGAAUCACCUGCAGACUUUUACCGCAUUGAUCCUCACUAUGGGCAGAGUACGCCACUCUCUGAAGUCGACGUUCCUGUGACCGCCAUUCCUGCGGGGCCCAUCACUCGCGCCUGCUCACAAUCCGUACCCCCAGACAUGCGCUUUGGUGGACAUAUGUAUAAUGUUCCUAAUGUUGUUUCUCGGCCAGCUUCCACCAAGCCUGAAACCUCCCGAAGAAAUGGAUACCUUGCGCCCGGUCACCAUGGACAGAAGACUGGUCGUCUUCAGCAGCGUAUUAUGUUGCCACCAAUCGAGACUCCUGAAGAUAUGGAGAAGACACCUCGAGCGGCUCACUGCAAAGGCCCCUUCACAACCAACGGUCCCAAUGGUGUCAGUCACAGUGGUUGGAUGAAGAAACGGAAGACCAAUCGGUUCCUACGCCACGACUGGGAAGAUCAUCACUUUACUUUGCGAGGUACCCAACUCGCCAUGUAUUCUGAUGAGGAUGCUUCCCGCCGCGACUCUAAGGCUUUAGAGUAUAUUGAUGUUGACGACUAUGCUGUUGCAUGUUCGUCUCUACCUUCGAGCUCAAAGUUGACUGCCGCUUUCAAGAAAACUGUUCUCAAGCGUCAGGACACAGCACAAGGAACAAGUGCAUUUGCGUUUUCUCUGAUUCCUUCUCCCACCAACACUACCUUCGACAAGAAGGCGCUCUUCAUGAACGGCCCCAAGGCGCAUCACUUUGCUGUCAAGACCCGCGACGAACGCAUUGACUGGAUGAGAGAGUUGAUGCUGGCCAAAGCGCUUCGAAAUGGCCGUGCAAAUGCCACUUCUAUUACUCACAACGGCAAUUUUAUCUGAAAGCUUGUUAGCUACUAUCUCUUCAUGUUUCCAUCAGUUCAUACUUCCACCCAUACUCGAUACCCAAUGCUUUACUUUUUGUUAUCUAUCAUGCACUGCACUACCUUUCUCCUUUGAGGAGUACUUUGUUUUCCCUUCUCUUAACAUCAUGACGUGACGAAUUUCUAUUUGAUGUCUCUUUCUUGUCAGUAUACCCCUCCACACCGCAUGUGGUGGAGAACCCUUUCUUUAUGUCUCCUUGUCCGUGACGGGAAAAGCAUGGAUAGACAGGGUGAAUAUUUGGCGGCCCGGGCUCGCGCCCGGUCGGCACUACUGAGCAUAUAUAAUGACUCGAUGAUCUGGAGCAGGACCUCCUCAUGUACCAGUUUAGAACCAAAUACAUAUUUACACUUGAC